CCUUCGUCGUUUUUGUUGUAGCAGUGAUUUGCUUUCCUCUCUCCGAAAAUUUUUUUGCGCCCUAUUUCCCCCCUUAACCUACCCGAACCCUAUUUUCCCCUUCAUCGUGUGUCAAAUGCCUCUCCUUGUUCUUGCGGUAUUUGAAUCACCGCUUUGUUUUUGAAGCCCUAAACUAAAGGCUUCUCUCACUCACUGUCUUCGUCGUCUCCUUCUCCAAUCCUCCCGUGGCAGUGGCGGCUCUCCAUUCCAUCGCCUCUUGAUCCAGCUGAGUUCUUCCUUCAUGGCGCUCGUCGCCCCUGCAGCAGACUGUAUUCAAGGGUUCUUGGAAGGGUUUAUGCGGGGGUUCCUCGAUUGAUCGUGAAUGAUCGUUUUUGGUUCCAUUUCCUUUCUCUUUUCGUGUUUCUUUCUUAGCCGGUCAUCUCAGCUGAAGUCCAAAGAUACUACAGACAAGCUGUUGACUAUUUGAUCCUAGGUCUUGCAGGAGUUUGUUUAGGGAUACUUGCUAAAUCAUCAAACGACUCGAAUCUAGGAGCUUCUGGUUACACAUACACAAUUAUAGCUGUUUGUAAGUUGGAGAUGGGUCACCUUUCGUUACGCAUACUCGAUUGUUUGUAAAAACUCUCUCUUCUAACCUUUGUUUACCACGCCAUGGAGACAUCAACGCGCCUUCUGUGGAGCACCAGCUUCUUCCGCCACAAGUUCUUCUCCCUCUUCAUUUUCUCCUGCUAAGCCGAUCGACAGAUCCCCUUCGAUCUAUCCAACUAGGUUGGGAUCCAAGGGAGGGAGAAAUCAGACGCGUAGUAUUUUUUUUUUCUAGUCGUAUUUGUUCAAUUCAGAUCCGAUCUGUUGAUCGUUUAGGAUCUGAGAAGAGAGGAUGGAUUCUAGUCCCCAUCUGAUAUUUGAUUCCUCUUUGUCGUCCACUCGCGCAUGGCUACUCGUGUUGGGCGACGGAACUCCAUCUUCCGAGGGUUGAGGUCGGCGGAGGAGCAUGGCACCACCAAGAGGCUGUUCUUCACAUCACCGGAUGAGAUUUACGAGGAGGAAUACUACGAGGAGCAGCUGCCGGAGAAGAAGCGCCGCCUAACGCCAGAUCAGGUAAAUUUAUCGGAACGUAGCUUUGAGGAGGAGAACAAGUUGGAGCCGGAGCGAAAGAGCGAACUGGCUCAAAAGCUAGGCAUGCAAUCGAGGCAAGUUGCAGUGUGGUUCCAGAACCAGCGUGCAAGGUGGAAGAACAAGCAACUUGAGCAGGAUUUUGAUCGGCUCAAGUCCUCAUAUGAGUCACUCCUUGCUGAUCAUGCUGCCCUCUUCAAGGACAACGAGGGAUUGCGGUUGGAGAAGCUAUCUUUGGAUCCUCAGCUGAAGUCCAAAGAUGCUGUUGAAGCCACCAAGCAGGUUUCUGUUGCCCAUACUGGAUUGAGUAAUGCUAAAUCGUCAAGCAUGUGGACUCCUUCAGAGGGUUGGUUGGCACCUAUUCUGUCUGAAUUUACCGAUGGUGGCAAUUAUUAUGUGCCCGCUUGUUAUGCAUCCCCAGCCUAUUUCUUUGGAGGUGGUGAAUUGUAAUGAAGAUUGCUUGGUCACUGCACUUAUCUGCAAUCUUUUGUUCCUAGCUAUAUAAAUGUCAUUUCUGUUUCCUUCUAAUUUGAGGACUUCACAAGGAGGCAUUUCUUUGAGUAUUGGGAGAAAUUGCUGGGUUUGCAAGCUGGGUAUGCAGAAAAAGAACCAGGGAGAAAUUGCUGGGUUUGCAAGCUGGGUUUGCAUGGUUGUGGUCUUAUAAACUUAAUUUUGUGGUUUCAUCUUUUGUGGUUGUCAUGAUUGGAUACUACUUGUGGUCAUGUUUGGAUAGCUUGUAGUAAUUGUAUAGAAUUGUUUAUAAACUUAAGUGAAUGUACACAUGUACCGAUUUUUGUUUGAGACAAGAUGUAUAUAUAAAUUAAAGACAACUAAUCGAAUGUA
This is a messenger RNA of Zingiber officinale, 1953 nucleotides long. RefSeq names its product homeobox-leucine zipper protein HOX16-like. NCBI's taxonomy places the organism in Eukaryota, Viridiplantae, Streptophyta, Magnoliopsida, Zingiberales, Zingiberaceae. The transcript is spliced from 6 exons. Gene Ontology annotation, biological process: positive regulation of DNA-templated transcription. The record is from RefSeq and is a predicted model, not a curated record. Gene Ontology annotation, cellular component: nucleus. Gene Ontology annotation, molecular function: sequence-specific DNA binding; DNA-binding transcription factor activity, RNA polymerase II-specific. The coding region runs from base 928 to 1560 and encodes 210 amino acids.